UGGAGGUGGAGUAAUCCUGCAGAAUCUGAGCUGCUGUCCUCAGCUCUGGGGAUGUAAAUUGAUGAGGUCAUAGUGUUUUCCAGUUACAGAAAGGAAAGUUAAAGAAAGAAAGAAAAAAAAAGCCUUCAGCUUGUUUUUCAAGAGAGGCGAAAACUCCGAGAAGCUGAAGAAAUGGAGCAACUUGUAAAACUCCUCCUGUGGCAGAUUUUGCUUCAGCAAAGUUCUGUGGGCUCAUAUUCAGUCCCAGCUGAUGCCUCCAACCCCACCAGCGUGGUGGUGUCUGUGCUGAACAUCAGUGCUGUCCUGGGCUCCCAGGCCGUGCUGCCCUGCAAGAGCCACCGCAUGGUGUGGACCCAGGACCGCCUCAACGACCGGCAGCGCGUGGUGCACUGGGACCUGCUCAGCUCCUACUACGGGGACAGCAGGAUGGAGAGGCUCUGUGACAUGUACUCAGCUGGGGACCAACGUGUCUACAGCUCCUACAACCAGGGCAGGAUCCUCAUGCCCGAGAAUGCCUUUGCAGAUGGGAAUUUCUCGCUGGUGAUCAAAGGUGUCGCAGAGAGUGAUGCAGGCACAUACUCCUGCAAUCUUCACCAUCACUACUGCCACUUGUAUGAAACUGUGAAAAUCCAGCUGGUCAUCGCCAAGAGAGCAGGCGAGGAGGCCAGCGAGUACUGGGACGGCGAGAAGCCGGUGCUGGUGGCCCCGGAGGGCAGCACGGUGACGCUGCCGUGCGUCAACCGCCAGCACAUCUGGACGGAGCGGCACAGCGAGGAGGAGCAGCAGGUGGUGCACUGGGACCGGCAGCCCCCGGGGGUGCCCCAGGACCGCGCUGACCGCCUGGUGGACCUGUACGCGUCCGGCGAGCGCCGCUCCUACGGGCCCCUGUUCCUGCGGCAGAAGAUGAACGUCACCCGCGGCGCCUUCGCCCUCGGCGACUUCUCGCUGCGCAUCUCCCACCUGGAGAGCGCCGACGAGGGCACCUACUCGUGCCACCUGCACCACCACUACUGCGGCCUGCACGAGCGCCGCAUCUACCACGUGGCCGUGACGGAGCCGGAGAGGGAGAGGAAGGUGGUGAACCUCACCACGCACAGCGUGGUCCCUGCUGCAGAUCCAAACGUGGUCAGGGGCCACAAUGUCAUCAAUGUCAUCAUCCCUGAGAGCAGGAUGCACUUCUUCCAGCAGCUGGGCUACAUCCUGGCCACUCUGCUGCUCUUCCUCGUCCUCCUCAUCAUCGUGGUGCUCGUCACCCGCAGGCGCCGGCAGAGAGGUUAUGAAUACAACGUGAAGAAAUAUGGAGAGAAGGAUGUGAAUCUUAAAGAAUUUACAGUGGACACGACAGAUCUGACCCCACACAAAAGUGAAGACAUCAGGCUGGAUUACAAAAACAACAUCCUGAAGGAGAAAGCUGAGCAAGCCAGAAGCUUCCCAGCAAAGAACAUUGAUUUAGACAAAGAUUUCAGGAAGGAAUAUUGUAAAUGAAGACACUGCCAAGCUGCUGGCUGGACCAGAAGCUUCCAUCCAAGAUAGAUAACGUGGGAGAGAGAUGGCUUUUCUCAAUUCCAUCUCCCUCCAGUUCCCACAGAACUUUUUCCACAUCCACUUUUUUGUCCCCCACACAAGGGUGCAAAUGCUUCAUGCAAGAGUUAAACUGUCUUGUGUGCAUUUAUGGGGUUGGGUUGCCUUUCCUUUCCUCUGUUCUCCCAAUCCUCCCUUCCCCUUUUCUUCCUUGACAAUUAUUGUUGGAUUUUAUGCAUCAAUGAUUUUUAUGAGCUGAAUCAGCAGAGGUUUUGCUUUGAUGUUACUGCUUUAAAUAAAACCACCUGCAUCACAA
This is a messenger RNA of Vidua chalybeata, 1837 nucleotides long. It is a transcript of the gene MXRA8, whose product is annotated as matrix remodeling associated 8. Gene Ontology annotation, biological process: establishment of glial blood-brain barrier; cell adhesion. Gene Ontology annotation, cellular component: cell surface; membrane. Lineage: Eukaryota; Metazoa; Chordata; Aves; Passeriformes; Viduidae. The record is from RefSeq and is a predicted model, not a curated record. Bases 172 to 1485 code for a protein of 437 amino acids. The transcript is spliced from 10 exons.